GGGACACGGAGAGUGACAGAGAUGGCGUGUUGAGCUGGCGAUGACUCCAUAGCUCUCUCUCUCUCUCUCUCCUUUUCCAGCCACAUUACUCUCAUCGUGCUCACCGACGGCCUCAUCUCUUCCGAUCUCCGGCUUCCACUGACGGAGAUUUCAGCUCCACCGACGCCGAGGAAGGCGAGCAUCGGAGAUGGAGGCGAACGCUGGCAUGGUCGCCGGCUCCUACAAGAGGAACGAGCUCGUCCGGAUUCGCCACGAUUCCGACAGUGCGCCCAAGCCAUCGAAGAGCUUGAAUGGUCAAACAUGUCAGAUCUGCGGGGAUACUGUUGGAUUUACUGUUAAUGGUGAUUGCUUCGUAGCUUGCAAUGAAUGUGCAUUCCCAGUCUGUCGCCCCUGUUAUGAGUACGAGAGAAAAGAUGGUAAUCAGUGUUGUCCGCAGUGCAAGACUCGGUACAAAAGGCACAAAGGGAGUCCUCGAGUGGCAGGUGAUGAUGAUGAGAAUGAUGUUGAUGACAUUGAGAAUGAGUUCAAUUAUAACCAAGGAGAUGCCCCUAGAAGGCGCCAGUGGCAGGGAGAUGAAUCAGAUGUUUCUUCUUCUCGACGCGAGUCUCAACACCCAGUCCCUCUCUUGACUCACGGACACUCGGUGUCUGGAGAAAUCCCCUGUGCUACACCUGAUAAUCAAUCUGUACGGACUACAUCAGGACCUUUGGAUCCCAGACAACCAGUUCCUGUGCGCAUUGUGGACCCGUCGAAGGACUUGAACACUUAUGGCCUUGGAAGUGUUGACUGGAAAGAAAGAGUUGAAGGUUGGAAACUUAAGCAGGAUAAAAAUGUGCUUCCGAUAUCUAGUCGAUAUUCUGAAGGGAAGGGAGGUGACAUAGAAGGCACUGGUUCUAAUGGUGAAGAGCUCCAAAUGGCUGAUGAUGCUCGUCAACCUCUGAGUCGAAUAGUACCUAUACCGUCGUCUCAUCUGACACCUUAUCGAGUUGUCAUUAUUCUUCGGUUGAUUAUUUUGGGCUUCUUCUUACAGUAUCGUGCCACUCACCCAGUGAAAGAUGCUUACCCUUUAUGGUUGACAUCAGUUAUUUGUGAGAUUUGGUUUGCAUUAUCAUGGCUUUUGGAUCAAUUCCCAAAAUGGUCACCAAUCAACCGUGAGACAUUCCUUGAUAGACUGGCAUUGAGAUAUGAUCGGGAAGGGGAACCGUCACAGCUGGCUCCUGUCGAUGUCUUUGUUAGUACGGUGGAUCCUCUCAAAGAACCUCCUCUUAUAACAGCAAACACUGUCUUGUCCAUUCUUGCAGUGGAUUACCCUGUCGACAAAGUCUCCUGUUAUGUUUCUGAUGAUGGUUCAGCAAUGUUGACUUUUGAAGCCCUCUCCGAAACUGCUGAGUUUGCCAGGAAGUGGGUACCCUUCUGCAAGAAGCACAAUAUUGAGCCUAGGGCACCGGAAUUUUACUUUGCCCAAAAGAUAGAUUACUUAAAGGACAAGAUACAGCCUUCUUUUGUCAAAGAACGCAGAGCAAUGAAGAGAGAAUAUGAAGAAUUCAAAGUGCGAAUCAACGCUCUUGUUGCUAAGGCACAGAAGAUGCCAGAAGAAGGGUGGACAAUGCAGGAUGGUACAUCUUGGCCUGGAAAUAAUCCUAGGGACCAUCCAGGAAUGAUCCAGGUCUUUUUGGGUCAUAGCGGGGGACUUGAUACUGAUGGAAACGAGCUACCUCGGCUUGUUUAUGUUUCUCGUGAAAAGCGACCUGGUUUUCAACAUCACAAGAAAGCUGGAGCUAUGAACGCUUUGAUCCGUGUUUCUGCUGUACUCACAAAUGGAGCCUAUCUUCUGAAUGUCGACUGUGAUCACUACUUCAACAACAGUAAAGCUCUUAAAGAAGCCAUGUGUUUCAUGAUGGAUCCCAUUCUUGGAAAGAAGACAUGCUACGUUCAGUUCCCUCAGCGUUUUGAUGGCAUUGACUUGCAUGAUCGAUAUGCCAACCGCAACAUUGUCUUCUUUGAUAUUAACUUGAAGGGGCUUGAUGGAAUCCAAGGUCCUGUUUAUGUGGGAACUGGAUGUUGCUUCAACAGACAAGCUCUUUAUGGAUAUGACCCAGUAUUGACGGAGGAGGAUCUGGAACCAAAUAUUAUUGUGAAGAGUUGUUGUGGUUCAAGAAAGAAAGGGAAGAGCAGCAACAAGAAGUACAUAGAUAAGAAGAGGGCAUUAAAAAGAACUGAAUCCACCAUUCCCAUUUUCAAUAUGGAGGAUGUUGAUGAUGGAGUAGAAGGAUAUGAUGAUGAGAGGUCACUACUCAUGUCUCAGAAGACUCUGGAGAAGAGAUUCGGUCAGUCUCCUGUCUUUAUUGCUGCUACCUUCAUGGAACAGGGUGGCAUUCCACCUUCUACCAACCCCGCAACUCUCUUAAAAGAAGCAAUACACGUUAUUAGCUGUGGCUAUGAGGACAAGACUGAAUGGGGCAAAGAGAUUGGGUGGAUAUACGGUUCAGUUACAGAAGAUAUUUUGACUGGGUUCAAGAUGCAUGCUCGAGGUUGGAUCUCGAUCUAUUGCAUGCCUCCUCGCCCAGCCUUUAAGGGUUCUGCUCCCAUCAAUCUAUCUGACCGUUUGAACCAGGUUCUUCGGUGGGCUCUUGGUUCAAUCGAGAUUUUGCUAAGCAGACAUUGCCCCAUUUGGUAUGGAUACAAUGGAAGAUUAAAGCUAUUGGAGAGAAUAGCGUACAUCAACACCAUUGUCUACCCUCUGACCUCAAUCCCAUUGAUAGCGUAUUGUACGCUUCCAGCAUUUUGUCUUCUCACCGGAAAGUUCAUCAUCCCCGAGAUAAGCAACUUUGCGAGCAUGUGGUUCAUCCUUUUGUUCGUCUCCAUCUUCGCUACGGGGAUCCUCGAGCUCCGCUGGAGUGGUAUCAGCAUUGAGGACUGGUGGAGGAAUGAGCAGUUCUGGGUCAUUGGAGGCACCUCUGCUCACCUCUUUGCGGUCUUCCAGGGGCUCCUUAAGGUCCUUGGUGGGAUCGACACCAACUUCACUGUCACCUCAAAGGCCGCAGACGAAGAUGGGGAUUUUGCGGAGCUCUAUGUUUUCAAGUGGACUUCCCUCCUCAUCCCGCCCACCACUGUCCUCAUAGUGAACCUAGUUGGGAUUGUGGCAGGAGUUUCUUUUGCAAUCAACAGUGGCUACCAGUCCUGGGGCCCGCUCUUCGGGAAGCUCUUCUUUGCGAUAUGGGUCAUUGCCCACCUGUAUCCAUUCCUCAAGGGUCUGUUGGGCAGGCAGAACCGUACUCCCACAAUCGUGAUCGUGUGGUCCAUACUCCUGGCCUCUAUAUUCUCCCUCCUCUGGGUGAGGAUCGACCCGUUCACAUCCGACCCCACCAAGACUGCUGCAAACAGUCAGUGUGGCAUCAAUUGCUAAUGAGUGUGAUCCCUGGUAUGCUCGGUCUCUUUCUCUUCACGAUUAUUUCUGGUGUAUAUAAUAAGCAUCAAUGAAGUAUGCUUUACCAUCGAGGUUACACCGAAAUGUAGCUCCAUCUACCUUCCUCAUAAGUAUUGUCGCAGUGGAGAAGGCAUGAAGGGUCUUCUAGUUCUCCCAUGACUUACUCUACUGUGCUAUGAUACACAGGACAAGAGAAUCGACCAGCCCGUACUUUAUUGAUAGAAAUGUGACGUAUUUAUAUCCACAAUUCCGUGGGAAUAGCAAUUCAUUUUCUUCUUUCCCCUAUUAUUCUUCUAUGUACCGUUUUGGGACAUUUGUUUCUAUUUUCUUAUCAUGAAGAGGCAUCGAAUGAAUUGUGUGUGUGUAGAAUA
Messenger RNA from Punica granatum (pomegranate), 3798 nucleotides. Lineage: Eukaryota; Viridiplantae; Streptophyta; Magnoliopsida; Myrtales; Lythraceae. The record is from RefSeq and is a predicted model, not a curated record.